Messenger RNA from Ambispora gerdemannii, 338 nucleotides. The record is from the annotation of a GenBank genome assembly. Lineage: Eukaryota; Fungi; Glomeromycota; Glomeromycetes; Archaeosporales; Ambisporaceae.
UAAUGAUUGGCGCUGAAGAAGUAUUCCGCACCUGGGAAGAGGUGAUAAAAGAGUUUACGAAUGUAGCGCGAGAAGUCACUCGUAAGCGAUCUGAAAAAUUUAUCCCGAUAAUAAUCCACGCCGCGCACUCGAAAUUGCAAGAACGUGUUACUUUUGUAAGAGGGUUCAGAAAACAGCACGAGCAACUUAAUUCGAUGGAAAAGGUUAAACUUGCUUACGAAAGUGUAAAGGAUAUCGACGUGUUGGAUGUUUCUACUGAGGGAACUGUAUUUUUGACGCAAGCGGAAAACUCUUACAAUGAAAGUGUGUUAAGAGUUAAACAAAUCCUCCUUUCAUAA